Molecule: messenger RNA, 4522 nt
Organism: Plectropomus leopardus (leopard coralgrouper)
Lineage: Eukaryota; Metazoa; Chordata; Actinopteri; Perciformes; Serranidae
Gene: cpap
Product: centrosome assembly and centriole elongation protein
Biological process (GO): centriole elongation; cilium assembly
Cellular component (GO): centrosome; centriole
Molecular function (GO): tubulin binding
Source: RefSeq, a predicted model, not a curated record
AUAUGGCGGCAGACUUCGAAACUUUUAUCUAUUAUGUUUCUAUAACGCAGGUUUUCGCUCCAGUAACACUUCCUUCGGUCCAUGUUACAGCGAGCCCUGCCUGAGACAGCGCGGUCAUCAUGUCAUCUCCAGCCAGCCUCCAGUACUCCCAGGCAGGCUUCUUGGCCCGGUGGAUGCCAAACAGCUCCAGAGCCGGGGUGAUCCUCAGCCCCUGCCCGGACUUGGCUGGAUCCUUGAGACACAUCACAGGGGUGGCACCUCCUUCUCUGGAGCCAGAGGACUCCUUUGCAUCUGAUUUCGCUCCUCUACCCGCCUCUGCAGACAGUAGCUGCAUCGGUGUUGAUGGGUUUGCUCGACCACCUGCAGAGGAGAGGGCUGGGACUGACAGGCCGGUGGAGUACCUGUCCUCUGAGUCUCUGAGAGAUUCAGAUGGAGAGUUGGACAGUUUGGACGAGAUGGCAAGCAAAUCUCAGGAUCUGCCCCUAAUGAUGAAGCUGGAGCAGUUGAGGAAAUGGCAGCAGCACAUGCAGGAGCAGCUGAAAGCCCAUCAGCUGGAGGAGCUGCUUCGCCUCCAGCAGGAGCAGCAGAGGCUGCUGGGAAUGAUGAACGGAUCCCAGAACUGCACAGAAGCAGAUGACACAGAGACAUCAGGGCUGUCGGCAGCAGAAUGGGGUGAAAACUCAACCCAGGGAGCCAAUCAUUACAGAGAGGCAGUAUACAGCCCCACGAUAAACUGCAACGGGGUCCCACAGGGCUCCACCUGUGGCCUCCGACAGGAACAAGAUCUCUCACCAGCAGGGAGACGGGAGCGGCUACUGAGAGCUCAAAACCGCGAGGAGGCAGUGGGCACAUGGGACUCCAGAGGAGACGAUCAGGAACAAAGUGUUGAUACAAGCCGUUUUCACGAGUGUGGCGAGGUGUUAGAAACGCGAAACAGAGGGGUUUUAACUGAAGAAAACAGCACAGAAGAAGAUAAAGUCUUCCAUGAUCGACCUAUUAAGCCAGGCAUCGGAGGUCAGAAGAAGACGUUUGAGGAGUUGUUGGAGGAGGAGCUGAGGCUGGAGGAGCAGCGGCUGAAGUCUGCCCGGCAACAGGAGAGCCAAGAUGGAGCUGAAGCUGCCGUACAAGCCCCUCCCAAGAAGCCCUUUCUGAAGCGAGGCGAGGGCCUCUCAAGAUUUACCAACAAUCGCAAAGGCUCGUUAUCAAAAAUAGAGGUCAUGAAGGACCCUAAACCAAACCGAGUAAUGUGCCGCAGCAACUCGGAGCCUGCAGCUAUCCUGAAAGGUGGUACAAAUGGUGUCCAGCGGCUUCCUGUCCAGCGUAAAACCGCCACACUCAACAAGGAAAACUGUCUGAGAAGACUCAGUUCGCCGCCUCAGGAUGUCAGAGUUGAGAGUAAGGCGACACGGACGAAGGUUCUGGGGAGUCAUCAAAGACAGAACACAGACAGACAAGAGUCUGUUCAAGCCGACGCCAAAAAACCGGGACAAGUAAAAGAGCAGAAUAAUAAGAAAGUGGAGCCGUCAGCUCACAGCACGCAGCCGAACCCGGUGACCAAACAGGUGGGUGCUGUCAGAGGGUCAGGGAGAAAUGAUGCUGCCGGAGAGAAAAGCUGCAACUCAAGAGUGGAAUCAGCAGAGGGGACGACGGGGUCAGAGCGAGGAGAUAAUGGAGCUCCACAGGAUUCGUUUGAGUUGUCGUUCCAGGAGAAGCUGCAGCGCUGGGACUGUGACCGGCAGCUGGAGAGCAUGGAGCUGGGAGAGUUUGAGCUGCUGGAGCAGGCGGCCGAGGAGCUGUCCUUCUCCUCCAACUCCUCCUUCGUCAUGAAGGUUCUUCAGAUGGACCAGCUGAAGGCUGCCAGGGGGCUCCACCUGCGACGGCUCUCCUCCACCCCCAUCAAGUCACCACCCAGAGGUUCGAGUCAAAGGUGCAUCAGUGUCGGUGAUGGUGGUGGUUUAGCGUGUAAAGGCAGCUCCAUGACCUCAGAGGCACUGACGGUGAAGAUGAGAGACGCUGAGAACACGGAGGACAGUGGGAGAGAAGACAAGAACUCUGAUGUUUCUUCCUGUGGCGGCUCUGAAUCUGAAGACCGGGAAGUGGCGGUCAAAACACAUUUGUUUCCCGGCACCCUUUGCUUUCCUGCACAGUCUAACCCGCCGUACGACAAGCGGUCGUAUCAGGACGAGGACAGCUGCAGAGAUUCGGCUUCAGAUGCGACGCGAGGCGAUGAUGUGGACAGUGACAGCGUCCUCAGCAACGCUGACCAGUCCACUCUGAUAGAAGACAAAGACGGGCAGCAGGACAGAGUUGUGUUUGACGACGACGACACGUGGAACGACCUGGAGGACACUGCAGUUGACGCAGCCAGCGACAGUAGACGAGUUAGUCCAGUUUCCAUGGCAACAGCAAAUGGCAUGUCACCACCGGCACGGACUCUGUUGAGGAAGGUGGCAGUGAGUAAAGUUGUGGAGCUGGACGACAGAGCGGAUCCUCCUCCUCCUCCUCCUCCUGCCUCACAGCUCAUGACGAGGUUGUUCCCCUCGCUGAAGCCAAAGACCCAGAAUGCACCUGUCCCUCUUCCUCGUGCAUCUGUUGCUCCUGAGUCCAAAAAGCCAGAGGAGGAGACAGGUCAGCAGGUUCAGUCUCGACAGCUGAGGGAGAGACUGGUCGAGCUGGAGAUCGAGAUCGAGAGAUUUAAGAAGGAGAAUGCCGCCCUCGCCAAACUCAGACAGGAGAACGAGAAAAACCAGGAGAAUCUCAGGAAAGAGCGUUUGGAGUUUGAGAAGAUGAAAGCAGAGGAGCUGGCCAAGUUUGAGGAGUACAAAAAAGAGGAGAACAGGAAGUUACAGAAGGAGCGCAAACUGUUUGAGAAGCAUGCGUCGGCCGUCAGAGCCAUUCCCGACAAGAAGGAACGAGAGGAAAUCCAGGUGCUGAAGCAGCAGCUGAGCUCGCUGCAGGAGGAGCUGAGGGGGAGGGAGAGUCGCUGGGCCUCCACACACAGCCGGCUGCGGCAACAGAUCGACUCCCUCAGUCAGGAGAACGGCUCUCUGCGGGACGAGAUCCGUACGUUGGAAAAGCUCCGCCUCAGUGCCUGGGGGAAAAACGCGGUCAACGCAGCAAAGGACAAAGAAACAACAGAAUCAGCUCCUAAAAUAUCUGAAAACAACACGACAUCUGUGACCAAAGGAGUGAAAUUCGCUAGUCCUCUUGACUCCAGAGGACGCAGCAGCAGCAGCAGCUGCAGCAGCAGCAGCAGCCCUCCUCAGAGCAGCACUGCAGCAGCCACCAGAGGGAGCUCCAGGGAGAGCAGUCACGGUGCUGCAGCUGUGAUGAAGAGCAGCCUGAGGAAACCAUCAGGGCCAGGCUCCUCCUCCUCGUCCUCCUCACUGCCUUGUAGGAGGACAGAGGAGAGAUCAGCAGCUGCCAGCAAGAGCCAGGACAAACCGCCAAACCAAGAAAACUCACACAACUGCUGUCCGAAAAGAGAUUCACUGCCAAAAUUUCCAGAGUGCAGUGAGGCCGGAGAGCCAGAAUCAGAUCAGGAGGUCAUCACACACCCUGACGGGAAGAUUGAGAAGGUUCUGGCCGGUGGCGAUCGCCUUAUCGUCUUUCCCAACGGGACCAAGAAGGAGGUUUCAGCAGACGGACUGACGGUCAAAGUCACCUUUUUUAACGGAGACACCAAAGAGGUCACAGCCGACCAGAGAGUGAUCUACUUCUACGCCGAAGCUCAGACGACACACAUCACCUACACCGACGGCAUGGAGGUCCUGCACUUCCCCAACAACCAGACUGAAAAACAUUUCCCAGACGGCCGUAAAGAAAUCACCUUCCCAGAUCAGACGGUAAAGAACCUGUUCCCCGACGGCCGGGAGGAGAGCGUGCUGACGGACGGGACCAUCAUACAGGUCAACCCAGACGGCACCAAGGAGAUCCAUUUCAACACCGGCCAGAAGGAGAUCCACACGGCCGACUACAAGCGGAGGGAGUAUCCCGACGGCACCGUGAAGACGGUUUACACCGACGGCAGGCAGGAGACGCACUACCCGACCGGACGGCUCCGAAUCAAAGACAAAGACGGCAACAUCAUCCUGGACAACAGGGCGUAGAAACACGCCGUCUACGAGCUAAAUAAACUACCUUUGUCACCGAUUUCAGUACGACUACAACGUGCUGCUAAAAUCAGAAGGUGCAAGCCUUUUAUUUAUCUUUUACAUUUAUUUACCUCAAAGAUAAACUUUUGUAAACAGGAACUCCGUCCGCAGGACAUCUCUAAUGUUUCACUGAUGUGUUUGUGUCCUCUUUUAGUCUCACAAGACAAUCUUUAGGUUGUGCCAGGAUGUUUCUGAUCUAACACCAAACUUGAUUCAUAGUUUUAGAAAUCUAAAUAUUUCAACAAUAACUCAGACUGUUUACAUUUUCAGUGAAGGCCCGGGGAUAAUGAAAUGAUGAACAGAAACAAAAUGUCGCCUGUGUAGCUGAGCUGAACUGCUUCAGUGUGUGUGAAGUGUUUUUAAGUGUU